AUGCAAUUUUCAAUUAUUGCUUUUCUCCUUCUCUUGAUCCCCCUCUCAAUCUUCGCCAAUUUUUCGGAAGAUGAUUCAGGUACAGUAACCCCAGAUACCGUACUCCCUUACCACUUUAAAAUAGUUCCUUGCAGAUUUGACACCAAGUGAAAGAUUUGCUCGCGAUUUGGAGCUCCGCAAAAAAUUCGCAUUCGCUUUUGCCAAACGAAGUUCUGGCUCGGGAUCACAAGUUCCUGAUGAAGUUUUGAUUGAAGCUCGAAGUGGAACACCGAAAGAUAUGAGAUUUGCAUUUGCGAAGAGACGAGCUGCGAAGGAGUUUGCGAGAUUUGCGAGAGCAAGUUUUGCAUAG
Caenorhabditis angaria is the source of this 349-nucleotide messenger RNA. The record is from the annotation of a GenBank genome assembly. NCBI's taxonomy places the organism in Eukaryota, Metazoa, Nematoda, Chromadorea, Rhabditida, Rhabditidae.